GGGACCGUGUGAUUGGACGCGGCAUGUGUCACUCAUUGGCCGUGGGAACCCUACGGUUGGGCAGCUCUGCUCCGCCUCCUUCGAACUGGCAGCCGCUGAAGCUAGCAGCAGAGCAACUGUUACUUCGGAUGCACACAUUGAAUGAAAGUCGCUGUGACGUUAGCAGGCGGUUGCCACCAGCAACUGGGAAUAUCUCCUCGCCGUUCAAUUGUUUUAUCCAGGCACUUGGUGCGACUGUAUUAGCAGAGAUUAUUUUACACGUUGGCAAGACUCGGGCUCAGGGCAUUUGUGGAAGGGGAAGGACCGUCGCCUGUGUGUGGCAAUGCAGCGGCUCACGGCGCAGCUCGUCGCCGGUCUGGUCGCGGCGGUGCUGUCGCUGCUGGCGGAGCGGUGCUGGGCGGACGGCGGGGGCCUCAGCCUGGCCGAACGGGUUAUAUGGGCUGUAAAUUGUGGCGGUGAAUCGCACGUGGACGUGCACGGUAUUCAUUUCAAAAAGGACCCGCUGGAAGGAAAGCUUGGUAAAGCAUCUGAUUAUGGGGUGCGUCUGCCAAUACUGCGCUCCAGUACAGAGGACCAGAUUCUGUAUCAGACAGAGCGCUACAAUGAGGACACUUUUGGAUAUGAUAUCCCUAUACGUGAGGAAGGAGACUAUAUACUUGUUAUGAAGUAUGCAGAAGUUUACUUCGCCCAGUCACAGCAAAAGGUGUUUGACGUCCGUCUAAACACCCAUGUGGUGGUAAAGGACCUGGAUAUCUUUGAGCGGGUCGGUCACAGUACCGCUCACGAUGAGAUCGUGUCCUUUUCGAUUAGACGGGGCAAGCUGAGUGUGCAAGGAGAGGUGUCCACUUUUAACGGCAAGCUCACUGUGGAGUUUGUAAAGGGUUAUUAUGACAACCCCAAGGUCUGCGCUCUCUAUGUGAUGAAGGGGACAUUAGAAGAUGUGCCAAAGCUCCAGCCUCACCCUGGCUUGGAGAAGCCAGAUGAAGAGGAGGAUGAAGAGGAGGACAGUGAGCCCGGCGAGGAAGGCGGGAAGAAAAAGGUCCCGGCAGGUUCCAAGACCAGGGUCCAGUCAGGGCCCCGGACACCGAACCCGUACGCAGCCGACAACAGCAGCCUGAUGUUCCCCAUCCUCGUGGCGUUCGGGGUCUUCAUCCCCACACUGUUCUGCCUCUGUCGGCUGUGAGCCACAACCAGCGGUCGAGGGGACGGAGUGAUGCUUUGGAGCCAGGGCAUGGGGGUUGUGGGUGGGGGGUUGGGGGACGACCAGGUGGCAACAGCAGCACAGGUAAAGGCGCACAGGGGAGAGAAAACUCUGAGAACAUCUUGACAAAGGAGGACAAAAAGAGACAAUAACUUUUGGGAAAGCAGCUUUGCGGCGACGCAAAAUCUUCGGUUGAAUUCUGCCGCCAAUGUAGGAAGCGGGUGCUCCUUUGUGAAUGUUUAUUUCGCAUCCACCUCUGCUGACGGUUUUGAUGUUAUUCAUUUUCCGUCAGACUGUGUGGGAUUUUCAGAUGCUGAUCUUCACGGUUUGAAACCACAUUUCAGCGAGUGAGAGAUGCUCGGGAGUGAUGCGUCUGGGCCCUUUUCUAAACUAAAAGCAUUGUUUUCUACUGGGUGGGGGGUAGCAAGCGCCCUCCGUUUUACUCUCCUGCGUCUGGUCAGACGUGAUCCCUAAAAUUAGAAACGGUGCUGCUUAGAAAUUGGUUGAAUAUUUAGUGGAAAUACAGUUGCCAUUUAAGAGGCCUCCAUUUUUGUCAACUUGUCGCAUUUCUGUGUCUUUCUACUUCGAUCUAGUCGGUCCAUUGACGUGCCAUCAUCUUCUUGCCAUAAGUUUUGAAAAAAAAGAACAAAUCAGCUCUGUUGCUGGCGGGAUUAUUUGCUGUCUAAAUUGGUUUGCCUUUCUACAGUCCUUUUUUCAGGGGGUGCAAAAUCUGUUUUGUGAAAACGCAUGAUAUUAUUUGUCAUUGUUCCAUCAAACUCGAGGCCAUUCGACGUGUCUUCAACAGUCAACCCAAACUCUUUUGUACUUUAGCUUUUUCAAGAAAGGAUCCAUUUUAAAGUUCAAACAUUAGUUUCUUUAUGUAAGAGACACACAAGUUUAUGCUGAAGCUUAAGUGAGUAAGUCUUUACAUUACUCUGUAAUCUGUGAGCUUUUGUUCUUUAAUCAUUAGACCCGCCGCUUUGUUUCACCAAAGAAUGUCUUUUUUCAAAUUUGUUAGGAAAAUAUCUUGGUGGCCUGUUUUAAUUUGACAAACCUCUUGUAAAAUACAAGUUUGGGAGGGUUCUGUGGCAGGUGGUUAAAAUUGGCUACAUGUGGACAUACUCUACCCCCAAUAUAUUCAGAUUGAACCCAUAUAGAGCAAUAGGGUUGGCUGCAUUUUAUAUUGGGGGCUAACCAGGUGGAUGGUAUUAUUUUUAAAUGUAAUUUACAGAUUUCUGUAUUUAAUUUCAUUUUGCUGUGUUGACUCUGAUGGGCCAUGAACAUCCUUCCUUCAUGUUAUUUGAAACCGAGAGAACAGGCGUCUGCUGCUCCAUGUUGAUGUAAUAAACCGUGAAGAAUCUGUGCUAGUCAAUUACACGCGUGUCACACAUCCCUAAAGUUGCUCUGUGCGUUACCAGAAGUUCAUCCACGUAGUCACAGAUGAGACGGCGCAACAUGAUUGGAAAUAGAAAAUCAAAUGUUUAAUGAUUUUUAAAAACAAUUAAUUGCAUUUUCCAAAAUCUUUACUCUUUUAAUACUGUCUUCAAACCUUCUUAAUGUUUUUUUUGUGCAAUUAAGCUACUGGCCCUUAAACAGAUGGAGGAGACAUUAUCAGAGUCUGGGACAAUGAUGUCCCCUUUUUUUGCUUUCAAUGAGGUCUGAAAAGCAGCUUUGUUCUUCCGUUCACUGGCGUUGUGUUGUGAAGCCUCCUGUUUAUGUAUCUAGUUACAUCCCAUAAGUGCUUAGCUCGACCCCCCCUCCCCCAAGGAGGAUUCUGUAACUUUCCCCCAACAAACCCUGCCUGUAGCAGCGUUGCCAUGUGCAGCUUAAUAAUUAAUAAUUCAUGGGUCCUUCUCGAUUCUGCUUCCCAUUUUGAUUGAUGGUGAGCAAGAAGUAAAUGCCAAUCGUUUGUGUUUAGAAUUUUGUUCUCCUUGAUUUUUAUUUUUUAAGAUUUAAACGUAACACAUUUAAGACAUAAGCACCUUUUUUAGGGGUGGAUUUCCUCUGAAAAGAUGCAAAAUUGUUUUAAUUCAGCACCAAAGUCCUUGUGUUCUGCCGGUCCACACAGCUGCGUGUGUAUAUAAGGUACUGAAGCACACUCCAAUAGUGUGGCGGCCGCUUUGCUCUCCUCACUUUUGUGCCGUCGUUGAGGUUCAAGGAUUUCUUUGAUGAUCUCUUCAUGAUGACUUUGUGGCCUUUCGUCUGGAGGAGGAACACUUGCUGGUACAGAGCAUACACAUUUUUAGGCACUGUCUGAUGAACUGUCAGUCAAAUAAAUUCUUUGUCUGAAAAUAUGAGAUCUUCCAUUCUAUAUAUAUUUAAAAACAUCAGAGCGGAGCUGAUCUGGAGAUAUUUUAUAAUACGCUUGGAUUUGUAUGUUUUUGAGUUUGUUUGUUUUUUCUUCCUCAGGAUCUAUUUUGUUUGGAGUUUUUGAAACUUGAUAUUUUAUUGGUGUGACAUUUUGCACUGCCUCGUGUAUUUCAAAAUUAUGUAUUUUGUGUGUGUCUUUUGCCUUGAAUUAUUGAAUACAUUGUGCUUUACUAUCAUUUGCCUUGAGGUUACUCUUCUGAUGGAUUGUAUCAGAUUGGCUCCGCCCCCUCUUUUAAAACACUUUUCCCGGCUCUAUUACACUUAAAACACCUCUUGUAUUGAGGGAUUUCUGUAAGGAAUCAUAAACAUCAACUUUUUAUUUUUGUGCGCAAACCCAGUAAAAACCAAAUGGAUCAGGAUUGUAAAA
Molecule: messenger RNA, 3938 nt
Organism: Gasterosteus aculeatus aculeatus (three-spined stickleback)
Lineage: Eukaryota; Metazoa; Chordata; Actinopteri; Perciformes; Gasterosteidae
Gene: mlec
Product: malectin
Cellular component (GO): membrane
Molecular function (GO): carbohydrate binding
Source: RefSeq, a predicted model, not a curated record